Exophiala bonariae is the source of this 2061-nucleotide messenger RNA. RefSeq lists its product as uncharacterized. Gene Ontology annotation, cellular component: plasma membrane. Gene Ontology annotation, biological process: intracellular iron ion homeostasis; iron ion transport; copper ion import. The transcript has a single exon. NCBI's taxonomy places the organism in Eukaryota, Fungi, Ascomycota, Eurotiomycetes, Chaetothyriales, Herpotrichiellaceae. Gene Ontology annotation, molecular function: ferric-chelate reductase activity. The record is from RefSeq and is a predicted model, not a curated record. Bases 1 to 2061 code for a protein of 686 amino acids.
AUGCUACCACUAUUGCUCCGAGGAAGUCUCCUGUUGACCGCUGCUUCUGCGGCCUUCGUGGGUCUGGGGACAACCGCAUACAAGCCAUACUGCUGUACUGCCUGCCGAGCUUCUCUUGCUGCUGCAACGCUCGCCUGUACACCUCAUCAUCAUGGAGGAGCUCAUUCUCAUGGUGCAACGACGCCGCCUGACUGCUAUGCUAGCGAUGAAGCAUUUCUCACUAGCCUAGCGUACUGUCUCAACGUGACUUGUACUGACCAGGAACAACUGCCAAUCUGGGAGCUGGAAAAGUGGUGGGCGCAGAAGGUCACCGAAAACCCGACUGUGCCCCCAACCUUACUUUAUACCCAGGCACUCGGUUUGAUUGGUGUACCCCCACAAGGAGAGUACAGUGCAGGUCUCACUCUCAACACUACGAUGCGACCCAAUUCUGCAGCACUGGCUAUGUAUCGGAAUUUCUACCCAAUAUUUGAGGAGAACUCCAGUCUGCUCAAUCGAUAUAGUCUUGUCGUCCUCGUGGUUGGAUUUGCCACACCAGUACUCGUAAGCUGGGCUGGUUAUGCUCCCUUCAUGGCAGACCUGUACGCAAAAGCGACCCCUUGGUUAGUGUACCCUUCCAUCUUUGGACGCUACCACGCUCGACCGCUACCUUGGCUUUUGGGGAAUGCACCCACGAUGGGCCAGUUUCAGUACAUUGCCAUGUUCUUCGUCCUCAACUUGGUUCUCAGUUCAGUCAGCUACACUUCUGCCCAACCGCAUCCAUGGGGCUACAACAAGGCUCAAGAGAUCAACGCAUAUAUUGGCUACCGGACUGGAGAGUUCGGAUAUGCUAUCCUGCCACUAACGAUUCUCUUCUCGGGUAGGAACAAUAUUCUGCUGUGGUUGACGAACUGGAGCCACGGGACAUUUCUGAUAUUGCACCGCUGGGUUGCCAGACUGUUCAUCCUACUUGCCAUCGUGCAUUCUUUGACUCUUCUGAUCGCUUACAAGGGCUCCGGGAUAUACGCCAUGAACUUCCCACAAGCCUACUUCUCCUGGGGCAUCGUUGGCACAGUACUUGCCGUUGUAAUGCUCUUCUCCAACAGUCUUUGGCUCAGAAGGUGGUCAUAUGAGGUCUUCCUCAUUCAACACAUCCUCUUUGUGGUGAUCCUUAUCGUCGCGUGUUGGUAUCAUGUUAUUCUGCGUUUCGGAAAAAAGGGAUCCCACGAGUACUGGCUCUACGCUGCAAUAGCGGUGUGGGUCUUUGACCGCCUCAUGCGCAUUGUUCGCAUUAUCAAAAAUAGGGCUCGCUACGCCACUGUGACAGACGUAGGGCAAGGUCAUGUACGAGUAGACAUUCCAGGAGUCCGCUGGGGUACUGCUCCUGGAAUUCACGCUUAUGUGCACUUCCCUACGAUCACAUCACUCAGACCGUGGGAAAAUCAUCCAUUUUCUGUUAACUCAACCGCGCAUCUAUCCUCGUGGAGAAAACAUGACGUGCCGACUAGUGCUACGGUACACGAAACCAGUUCUUCAGAAAACUCAGAGAAACAUGGGGGACAACAGCCCAGUGUAACCAGCGCCGUUGACACGCCAAUCCAGACCACAAUAGGUAUCAGUCUAUUCAUCAAGAAAAAUACCGGCAUGACCAAGCAUCUCAAGAAUCACUCGAAGCUUCUGACCUUUCUGGACGGCCCGUACCCCAAAUACUCUUCCAAGUCACUACUUGAUUGUGACAGAGUCAUCCUGAUCGGUGGUGGCAUCGGGAUCACUGGCUUACUCGCCUGGUUGAAUGUACACCCCAACGUGAGAUUGACCUGGAGCAUGAAAGAAACUUCGAGCGCACUAGUGAACGAGCUGCAAUCUGCACUUCAUGGCGUUGGGCAGAAGGACAUACUCAUCAACCAGAGAAUUGAUGUUGAGAGCUUGUUGUUCGCGGAAGUUCAAGCUGGCUACAAGAGCAUUGGUGUCGUGGUGUGUGGCCCAGGCGGUCUUUGCGAUGAUGUCCGUGCCGUGGUGGCCAGACUCGGAAGGCAUGAGAAGACCAUUUUCGAGUUGGAGGUGGACACUUUUUCCUGGUAA